Molecule: messenger RNA, 3677 nt
Organism: Ooceraea biroi (clonal raider ant)
Lineage: Eukaryota; Metazoa; Arthropoda; Insecta; Hymenoptera; Formicidae
Product: E3 ubiquitin-protein ligase RNF169
Biological process (GO): double-strand break repair
Cellular component (GO): site of double-strand break; nucleus
Molecular function (GO): nucleosome binding; ubiquitin-protein transferase activity; metal ion binding
Source: RefSeq, a predicted model, not a curated record
UGCGUCCGUACAUGAACGUGAUUCUAAAAUAUCAUAUGACAAUCAUUCUACUCAUUCUUCUCUACACGUAGACGUAGAUUGUUACAGUUUACGCGUAGAUCCUGCUUCGUGUUUCAACUAGACCUGGUUUGAAACCAUGCGUUCCGUGGCAUGUGGAACGUCGGAACGCGCACACGGAUUUCAAUAUUCAGUUCAGGAUGAACGAUUCUCGCGAUGGUGGCGUUCGUGUCGCAUGGUGUAAUUGUGUCGUGUUCGUAGAAAUAUGGGAAAAUGUAUCUGAAACGCACGUCAAAGCUGUUGGAUCUAUCGGUGUCGCGAACCAACGCGGACGUGAAUCUGCGCGAUCUUAUGUGCCCGGUGUGCCGCGGUAUACUGAUUGAGCCAGUGACGCUACCGUGUACACAUAACCUCUGUCUACGUUGUCUAAAGGGUACGUUUGAGCACAACAGCCUGAGCUGUCCAUUAUGCAGGGUCAGAGUGGGCUCGUGGCUGCGUAACGCUACGAAAACGGAGACCUUGGUGAAUCAUGGACUGUGGCAGCUCAUUAGGGCCAAGUUCCCCAAGGAGGUCGAGAACAAGCACAAUGGUGAGGAGAGGGACGUCAGCUUGGACGCUGAUUAUGCAGCGAAUAGAAUACUCAGUGCAGCUGGAGAAAUACACAGAGAAUAUGAGAUGCAACUUCAAAUGGCUGAGGAGGAGAUGCGACGUCGGAGACAAGUUGAACAAAUGGCUAGCGAGGCUUUAAUUCAGAAGAUUCGAGCAGAGGAGCAGCAGUUACUGCUAGCGCAGCUAGCACAGGAUCAGUUGCUAGCCAAGACGUUAGCAAAGCAGCAGGUUGCAGAGAAACAGAAGGAAGCGGUGAAAUGUUACAAUGAGUGCAUAGGCACAUCAGUUUCCAGUUAUGUUUUUAAUGCUUCGGGAUUUAAGACAAAAAUUCUACCCGAAAAUAACAUUCAGCUGUCACAAUCUGAAAGCACACCCACCAAAGGCAGUCUUGAAAUGAGGCUUUCCGAAUCCUUGGAUGACAACUCAAAGGCAAAACAGAUGAAUCCUGGAUGUUCUACAUCAAGAACUUAUACUAUGGAAACGAAAGAAGAGUUGCGCGUGCCGAGCGAUGUAGUGAACAGCAAGAAGAAAAGUUUAGGAGUCGAGGUAUGCAUGAUGCUAGCCGAUGACGAUAAAAGAAUAGGGAGCGCAGAGAGUUCCGGCAGUCACGAUAGCAUAAAUCAGGAAAUUCAUCAUUUCAAACCAAUCAAGACGGUGCCAAGGACAAAGCUAAAACUCUCUUCGGAUGGAAAACAAAUAGAUCCGAAGUUGAUCAGAGUAAUCCCUAUUUUAAAGAAAGUCUCCAAUAUAGUGCCAAAACCACCAUCGCCAACAAAUGUAAAACGUAUUGGAUGCUCGUGGAGCGCGUUCAAAGGUAGAAUAAAACGGGACGCGAAGGAGAAGCAAGCUGCUGCGCUCAAUGUGGAGAGUACGAAGACAAUAAGCGAUCAGAAACCAUCGACGUCGCUAGGUCAUCCGCAAAUACUUUCGAAUAAACCAAUAAAAUGUCAAAAUGACGUUAUUCGUCGACUUGAUUUUGUGCCUGAACCGUCGUUUGACAGCAAUAAAAAUUAUACGAAGAAUAAUACAAACAACAUAAUCAAUGGCACUAAAGUGAGCAAAAAAUUGUCGCUGGACGACGAGUCGGAUACAAGGAAAACUCGCAAGUCCUGGCGGACACACGUGAGAAAUGGUAUGGUGACGAAAUCGAAAGGUCGGAAAAAUCUCUGGAGAAAAGAUAGAAAGGGAACCGAGUUCUCGAAUGUAGCGGAUGAGCAGGAUGAACUGAUGGGGUCCGAUUCGUCGUUCGAGAAAACGAGUUCGCAAGAUGAUAAGCAGGAUAUAGAUAACAAUGACCGCUGUGUAGCGGUUGAAGGUAUAGCGGAACAGAUUAAAAAGAAGAAAGAGAAUACAUUAAAGGAAAGAAAGACAUUAAAGUUAAUCGAAAUGAAAUCCAUUGUAUUGAAAAGAACCACGAUAAAGAGAACGUUAUCCGAAAGGAGAAACUCAAGUCCCACAACGGAUCGGAUCUCGCUUUCGUUGUCUCAAGAUAGCGGGAAAUUUGAUGAUAACUGCGCCGCAUCGAGGAGAACGAAACGUCCGCGAGCGAGCAAAGUCCCGACAGAUGCGAGUAGCAAAAUCAUUGUAUCCGGCUUGAGAAAAUCCGUGCGGAACUCGACGAAAGUUCCUUCCAGAACAGACCAUCAUGAAUCGGACGAUGCAGGCAACAAGUUCAACUAUGACUCGCCACCGGAGUCUUGCGACGAGACGGAGUGCAUCUCCAAGAGUGCUGUUAGCAAAUUUGAACUCUCGGAUGAAGAGGUGAUCGAGGAGCAGCAGCGGAUCGAGCGAUUGCUGCUACAGGAAAGAGAGGACUUCGAGUUGGCGCGUCGCUUGCAGGCGCAAUUCGACGAAAUGGAGCGGAUAGCCGGGCGCACUAGGCGCUCAAGGCAGGUCACCAUGAGCGCGAGGAGCGCGCAAGUGGACUCGCGCGAUUUCAACGUAGCGAGAACGGUUUGCAGGCCGAGUGGUGCACGCAAGACUACUCAACGAAAUUCUACGGUCAAUGGAACGGCGAACACUUUGGCUAAGAGAAAACGGGGCAGGCCACCGAAGCGUAUGAAAAUCACGCUGGAUGCGCGUGAAAAUGAGACGCGUACGCGAUAAUCGCGUUUUGAUACGUGAAAAUUGUCCACAUAGCUAAAUGUUCCUAUGAACGGUAUACGUGAAGGAAAAAGGAGAAUGAUUCUAUCGUGACUUCCUGUAGCAUUUUGUGUACUUUUAACGAGAAAUCAAUCGAACACGUAUUUCAAUAAAUUGCUAAGGAAUGCACGCGGUGCAAUAUGAAUUUUGCAGAUUGUUAUAAUGUAUUUCGGUAUUCGCUUAAUGGAACAAUGAUGUGCAUCCGCAUGCUGUUUUUGUUCCUAAUGCCUUAAUUGCGCGCGUUUGAGUAGUGGGGUGCGGCGAUUCGUGCUUGUAUAAACUGUGUUCCGAAAUGCCUAAUCUGAAUUUUAAGAAAGAAAAUAACACUGCCGAGGAAUUUCUUAAGGUUAAGAUCGGGCUUUCCGGGAUAUAGACUUAAUGUCUAUUUUUAUUAGUUUUCGAGAAUGAGAUGUCGCAUUACAAUCAAAACGAAGUAUGACAGUAGAUGAAUAAAACGUUAAAUUUGGCCAGAGAUUCAAGAGAGCAGAAUACAUCCCUUUUGGUAACGACGAGAGACGGAACUAUAGUUUUGUAUAUUACAUUUAUUUUUUAAGGAAACUCAUCUACAUUUAAAUAGGCUUAGAUCGCUCACUACUCGCUACUGCUUAUACAUAUUAUACCAGUCUCAUAAUAAUAUUAGAUAUAUGUGCAAAUUAUUUUUUUUUUUAAGUUUAAUUAUAUUCUUCGAUAAAAUCAGUAACUUUCUCCUUGGUUUUAGUCGAACCAUCUAAAUCGUGAAACGGUAAUCGCCAUGCAAUAUCUUGUUCCACAAGAGCGUAAACACCGGCUUUUAUUGUUACAUGGUAUUCGAUGUAAAUUCAAGUAAUUCGAGCAGUCUUUUACCGAGCUGAUACUUCUCUCUGCAUAAAAGUAUGAAAGAAAAAGAAAGAGAGGGAAGCGAGGGGAGGAGAGAGAGAUAUAUAUAUAUA